Molecule: messenger RNA, 2227 nt
Organism: Siniperca chuatsi (mandarin fish)
Lineage: Eukaryota; Metazoa; Chordata; Actinopteri; Centrarchiformes; Sinipercidae
Product: butyrophilin-like protein 1
Exons: 5
Coding region: 135-2093 (652 amino acids)
Source: RefSeq, a predicted model, not a curated record
GGACAGACUGUCCUGUAAAUCUCAACGCAGUUUUCAGCACUUUGAUUUUCCAUCACGCUGUUGUCCUCCUUCUCCUGACAAACUCGCUUGGAGGUCAGUCUCAGGUGAUUGGUCAACCUCAGACAAUAGUGGCAAUGGUCGGUGAUGACAUCACUUUGCCAUGCCAUGUGAGACCUGCCACGGAUGCCGUUAACGAGAUGCUGGAGUGGACGAGACCUGACCUGAACCCCAGAUUUGUCUAUUUGAGGCGGUUUGGUAAAGACCAUCUGGUGGAUCAAAACCCAUCCUACAAGGGGAGGACAUCAGUGUCCACUGACGGACUGAAACAGGGAGACAUUUCCCUGAAACUCUCCAAAGUGAAACUCUUUGAUGAGGGAACAUACAGAUGCUUCAUUCCACGAUUAAAUACACAAUCUAGUGUUCAGCUUGUUGUUGGCGCUGUCAUUGAGAUGACCAAAGUCAGCAGUGGAGUGUUACAGUGUGAGUCUGCAGGCUGGUAUCCAGAGCCUGAGGUGCUCUGGCUGGACGGUGAGGGAAAACUCAUCUCUGCUGGACCUACAGAGACAGUCAGAGGUCCUGAUGACCUCUAUACUGUCAGCAGCAGAGUGACUGUGGAGAAGAGACACGGCAACAGCUUCACCUGUAGAGUCCAACAGCAGAACAUCAACCAGACCAGAGAGACACACAUCCAUGUUCCAGAUGAUUUCUUCACAGACUCAUCUACGUCACCUGAUUUUUCCAUCAUCGGUUUGGUUGUUGGCAUUCUGUUCAUUCUUGCGGUUGCCUUUUUUGUAUGGAAAUGGAGACAAAACGGAAUCAACAAUAAGAAGCACCAUGAGGAUGAAGAAACACAGGGAGGAGGAGAGAAGAAGAGCACCUCUAUGAGUAAUGAUUCAGAACACACGUUACUGAUAGAAAAAGAAACAGAGAGAGAAACUCACAGCAGAAAGACAAACAAGAAUCAGAAUAAGGUGGAAGAGGAAAUUAAAACUGAAUGUUUAAGUGAAGAAACAGGACGUUCAUGUGAAACAGAGGAGGAAACACAGCAAGAGAAGCUCAGGACAGAAGGAGAAACUGAGUCUGAGUUUGUGAUGGAGAACAGAAGACAGCAACAUGAAGUCCAGACAGGAGGAAAGACAAUGAAUGAGUUAGACAACAGAGCGCAAGAGACCAAAACAGUAAGUGAAGAAACACAAGCUCCAGAUCUAACAGACAGAGAAACACAGCAUGAACAACCAGAGGAUAAUGUGGACAGGAGAAACAAAGCGGAGGAAACACAGUCUGUAAAUACUGAAACAGAAGGUCAGGGUUUGAAGGAUGGAGGAGGACGACAACAGCUGGUCACUGGAAGAAGAGACGCAAAGAUGGAUCUUGACAAGGAAGAUGAAGAGAAAUUAGAAUCUACAAAUAAUGAAACAGCAGGUCAGGGUGCAACUGAGGGAGAAAAACAAAAUGAGACGCAGGCAGGAAGAGCGCUAAAAACUGGGGAAGAGACCAACGUGGCGAGUAAUCAAACAGAAAGUCAGAAACAGAAAGACAGAAACACACAUAGAAAACAAGAAACACAAGAAAAUGAUCUCCUAGGAGGGACAAAGAAUGAUUGUGAGAAGAAAGAAGUGGCUGAGACCGAAUUAAUGAUUAAUGAAAAAAACACUCCAUGUCCACCAGAGGGACACCUAGUAAAGGGUAACACAAGACCAGUGGAUGAACAAACAGAUCAGCUCCCAGAAGCAGAAGAACAGAAUGUUUUGAACAAGAGAGAAGAAGGCGAGGAAACAGAAUCUCCAAAUAAUGACACAGAAGGUCAGGGUCCAGUUGCAGGAGAGAAACCAGAAGAUGAACUCCAGGCAGAAGGAGAAAUCAAAUCUGAGGAAGAGACCAACUGGAUGAGUGACGAAACAGAACGUCCAGGUCCACAAAAGACAGAAACACUCACUGAGCAGCAAACUGAAGAAGAGCCAGAGAAGAGUCCUGACGGUACAGAUGGAGAGGAGGAUGAGACAUCCACAAAGGAAGACACAAGAACGCAGUCUGGUCACGUAAAGAGUGAUGUGGAGAAUACUGAAGAGAGAAAGAAAACAAGACUUCAGUAAUAAUAUUUCUUUGCAUUUUUCAUUGAUAAGAAUUCACAAAUCUGUCCUGUUCUUUAUUUCAUGUGUUCCAUAUUGGGUCAUAUCUUUUUAUACACUAUUUCUUCUGUAUAUGUAUGUGAAUGAACAGGCUCCAC